This is a messenger RNA of Phanerochaete carnosa HHB-10118-sp, 535 nucleotides long. RefSeq lists its product as uncharacterized. The transcript has a single exon. Bases 19 to 189 code for a protein of 56 amino acids. NCBI's taxonomy places the organism in Eukaryota, Fungi, Basidiomycota, Agaricomycetes, Polyporales, Phanerochaetaceae. The record is from RefSeq and is a predicted model, not a curated record.
UUAAAAUCUCGCCCACAGAUGAGGCACUCCAUCCACGCACGUCCAAUUCUCAGGUUACUGCCAGGCAAUGAGAACACGGACAAUUUUGACGCCUUCGAUGGUGAGCUCCGGGAGGACAACAUUUUUGCGACGCCUACCGAUUUUAUGCGAGACGUGCUCAUCCACAUCGGAGCCAUCUAUCCAAGGUAGACGUUGACAGCUGCCCCGUGGCGUGCGCUAUCUUCUGAGCAGAGCACGGGAUCUCUCAGGCGCUGUCCAUCCCAGUUGCACAGGCGGCCCGUCCCAUCCUUCAGCGAUUGUCGAACCACCUGUUAUACGUCACACUGCCCCCUGCACACACCUGGGAUUGCCAUACAUCAGAGUCGACAAGACUGUCAAGGGAGGUCUGAAGACAAUGCUACCCGAGCAUACCUCUCUAUCGCGUAUAUGUUGUGCAGUCAUAUGGGGGCUACGCUGCAGACAACAGCAGGAGAUGGUCAAUCGGAAGUACUGCGGCGGUCACUCUUCGCUCAUUCCCCCUCGUGAGGGUCGGCCG